This is a messenger RNA of Chenopodium quinoa (quinoa), 3718 nucleotides long. Its product is annotated as zinc finger MYM-type protein 1-like. The transcript has 2 exons. NCBI's taxonomy places the organism in Eukaryota, Viridiplantae, Streptophyta, Magnoliopsida, Caryophyllales, Amaranthaceae. The coding region runs from base 1547 to 3547 and encodes 666 amino acids. The record is from RefSeq and is a predicted model, not a curated record. Gene Ontology annotation, molecular function: protein dimerization activity.
CGAAGCGGGGUGUUCGACGGAACCAAAAUUCAGAUAUAUGUAAUUAAGUUGUACAUAAUAUCACAAGAUUAUAGUUGGAGUAUUGGUUAUAACACUUAUUCUUUGUGUACGAGACCUAGUUUCAAGCCUUGGGGCCAGCAAUUUUUUUAUUUUUUUGGGAAAUAAAGUGUAGUAGUGUACAACUGUCUGUCAGUCAAAUUCAAUGAAGUGAAUGAAAUAAGUCACUUCUCUAGAAUCCUCCGCCCAAACCUUUCCUCUUCUCCAAUAUUUUUCUCCAAAAAAACUUUCAAUCUAUCAUUCAAUUAAUUCCAAGUCGUAUAUAUCAUUCAAUUAAUUUCACUCUAUAUUUCCAAAAUUAAUUUCACACUUAACUAUUUUAACAUCUUGUUUUCAACAUUUUUAAUUUACUUUUUAUUAGUAUCUUCAAUCAUUCAAUUAGCCCAAAAAUAUUUCAUCUUCCAAAAUAAUUUUGCCCAUAUUAAUUCAUAAUUUCAACGGUUAAAUCUUCAAUUUUAAGAUGAAAUUAAUUAUUAAACCGUUGUUAAUCCCCCAAAUUUUUCUAUAUAUGCAAUUUACUAGGUUUUUCAAUUUUAUAAAUAAAAAAGAAAUCUUUAAGAUAAUAUUAAUUCCAAAAUUAUUUGCAAGUACUGUGAGUAUAGCUAGUAAUUGGAAAUUUUUUUAUCAUAAACCUCUUUGGAAUCGGCAUUGGAUAUGGAUACGCCUAUGGAGUACGGUAUGUGUUUAAUCUGUUUUUUUUUACCUGUUAAAUCUGUUACUGUUUGAUAAUAUUAUGCUUUUUAAUUUAUUUUUUUGUUAAAUUUUAGCAAUUACUAUGUAUAAAUUAUUCAUAAGUUUUUUUUUUCAUUUUUUUUAUUGAUUACAGCGGUUGAUGAAUGGUUUUGAUGGAGUAUUGGAUUAUACAUAGCAAUUAGCGAUCUCGGAUCUGUCGAAUUCAAUCGUUGGCUUGUUACAAGCUUUUUCCGGUGAUAUUUUUCCUCUCUUAUCAAAUAUUUUGUGUAAUUGUGUUUAAAAUGUUUCGAAAGUAUCCAUCUGGGCAUGAAAAACGCAAUAAAAAAAAAGAAGGAAGAUCAAUUCAUUCAAUCACAAAAAGGUGCUUUAGAUAAGUUUUUUGUAAUAGUGCCACAGUGAACUGAAAAUCCUAUUGAUUCAAAGUUAAAAGAAAAUAAUGAUAAUGUUGGUGGUGAUAAUGUUAAUGUUGAUAAUGAUAAUGUAGAUGUGAUAAAUGACAAUGUUAAUGUUGAUGAUAAUAAUAUUAAUGUUGAGCAAGAAGAUGUGAAUCUGAAUAAUGUUAAUGAUUUUGAACAAAAUGUGGAGGAAAAUUCAGACCAUAAUAUUCACAAUGUUGAAGAAAAUGAUUUUGUUUCUCGUGAUAUAUACGAUCCAAGGAUAUGGGAAGCUCUUGAUCAGAAGUCGAUUGAUAUUUUGGCUCUCAAUGGCCCUAAAAGAGACUUAACCGUAGUGAAAGGCCCUAAAGACAAAGUAUCUAGGAGAUUUACUUUAAAUUUAUAUACUAGGUAUUUGCCUAAUGGUGAAACUUGUGAUAGAGAUUGGCUUGUUUAUUUUAAAGAUAUUGACAACGUAUUUUGUUUUUGCUGUAAAAAUUUUCAAAAAGGGUAUCGGAAAAGGCAAUUUGGUAAAUGAAGGAUAUAAUGAUUGGUCACAUGUUAGUCAUAGACUUAAAGAACAUGAAACAAGUGUUGAUCACAUUUUGAACAUGGGUGCUUGGUGUGAACUAAGAAAUAGAUUGAAAAAUAAUGAAACAAUAGACAAAAUUACCCAAGACCAAUUUCAUAAAGAAAAGGAGUACUGGAAAAGUGUCAUUAUUAGAAUUAUUGCUAUUGUGAAGUUCCUUGGUAAAAAUAACCUUGCAUUUCAUGGGAAACAUGAAAGGUUAUAUCAAAGUAGCAAUGGAAAUUUUUUAGGUUUGAUUGAAAUGUUGGCUGAAUUUGAUCCUGUGAUUAUUGAGCAUGUUCGUCGUAUUGAGAAUGGGAUUAUUCAUCAUCAUUAUCUUAGCCAUGAAAUUCAGAAUGAAUUGAUACUCUUACUUGCUUCUAAAAUCAAUAAUGCUAUCAUGAAGAAAAUAAAAGAAGCAAAAUAUUUUUCUGUGACGUUGGAUUGUACACCUGAUGCUAGUCAUCAAGAACAAAUGACUUUAAUUUUAAGGUGUGUUGACAAAUGUUCAAAUUCUUAUAAAGUGAAAGAAUUUUUUAUUGAGUUCUUACAAGUUAAUGAUACUACUGGUCUAGGACUAUUUAAAGUGUUAGAAAAUGUGUUAAUAUCUCAUGAUCUUGACAUAGAUAAUAUAAGGGGACAAGGAUAUGAUAAUGGUUCUAAUAUGAAAGGUAAACAUCAAGGUGUGCAAAAGAGACUAUUGGAUUUGAAUCCUAGAGCUUUUUAUUCUCCAUGUGGUUGUCAUAGUCUUAAUUUAGUUUUGUGUGACAUUGCAAAUGCUUCUCCUAAAGCAAGGGAAUACUUUGGUAUAGUCCAACGCAUUUAUACUAUAUUUGUUGGUUCUACUAAGAGAUGGCAUAUUUUAAAAGAAUAUGUUAAAGGUUUAACUCUUAAAUCAUUAUCUGCCACUCGAUGGGAAAGUCGUGUUGAAAGUAUCAAAGCAAUCAGAUUUCAAAUACCUGAGAUACGUGAAGCCUUACUUGAAGUAGCUGAAGUAGUUGAUGCUGACAAUGAUCAUAAACUUCAAAGUGAAGCUAGAUCUUUAGCAAAUAAUGAACUUGGUAGUUUUGAAUUUUUGCUUGCUACAAUCAUUUGGUAUGAAAUUUUAUGUGCUGUAAACUUUGUUAGUAAACUUUUAAAAAAUUAUAGGGAGAAUGGUUUUUCAAAGGCCAUAGAUAUUGCAAAAAAAUUAGCUAUUGAAGUUGGCAUUGAUCCUGUAUUUCUACAAAGACGUAUAAUACGUAGAAAAAGACAAUUUGAUGAGAUAGAUGGUGAUGAAACACUAUUAUCUCCUGAGGAAUCAUUUAGAAUCCAAUAUUUUAUAUACAUUGUGGAUCAAACUAUUGCAUCAUUGGAAAAAAGGUUUGAACAAUAUGAAUCGUAUGAUAAUAUCUUUGGCUUUUUGUUCAAUUAUGAUAAGUUGCAUUCAAUGGAUGAUGAGAAACUUUUAUCUUCUUGUUUAGCUUUUGAAAAUGCUCUUAAGAAAGGUGAGGUUUCUGAUGUUGAUGGAGAGGAUUUAUUUGUUGAGUUAACAUGGUUUAGAGAGUUUUUACCCAAGGAGAAAAUGGGAGCAAUUGAUUUAUUGAAUUUUUUAAAACAAUAUACUUGCUUCCCAAAUGCAACAAUUGCAUAUAGGAUAUUACUAACAAUUCCUAUUAGUGUUGCUUCUGCAGAACGGAGUUUUUCAAAGUUGAAGUUGCUGAAAUCGUACUUAAGGACGACAAUGUCACAAGAAAGAUUAAAUGGACUCGCUUUGAUGGCUAUUGAAUCUGAUCUUUUAGAUGAAGUCGAUAUGGAGAAUGUCAUCGAUGACUUUGCUACAAAACAUACAAGAAGAGCUACUCUUUUUAAGUGAUUUCUAGGAACAAUCAAACUUUGAUAUUUUGUAGUAUGAUUUGUAGCUUGGAUGUUAUGUUAUUUAAGUUGUUUCGUUUGCUGAUGAUCAGCAGCCUUUUUAGGCCCAAGGAUCAUGGCCACAUUGUGCUUCUUGAUCCUAAUUUUGUAAAUCUUAAUCAUCUCCCUUUUA